CGUUGAAUAGUCACAAUCAUCCACUCCACCGUUGCGUCGUCUUCACCCGCCACAGCAAACCAGUUGAGCGGCCGGCAGAGGCGCAUCACCCUCUAGCAGUCGCACCGCAACGGAACAUGGCCCAGAACGCUGAAGAUCGAGAAGUCGAAGAGCUGAUCGAACAGCUGAGCAGCAGCCCACAGAAAUCGCCGAUGCAGACCCCGCAAGAAAUCAGCGACUCCUCCAAACCGCGCCAGCGCUCGCCGGUAAAGGAGCUGCACGGAUUGCUCAGCAAGCCAGGUAACAAAUCUCGUCCCUACAAGGGUCGACUUGUCAAGGACAGGAGGUCGAGAACUGGAGUGAGAGGAGGGCCUAAAAAAGGUGGAGCUGGUGGUAAAGGUACAUGGGGUAAACUGACGGAUGCAUAUGGUGGUGAUGAUGCAGUUGUAACCAAAGAUGAACAUGACCCCAAUUACAACUCGGAAGAGGACAACUACGUAGUCAAGACUGUUCAACCAGAAAUGACCGAAGAACAGUUUCAGAAUUUCUUUGAAGUACUAAUAAAGGAAUACUUUGAUCAUGGUGAUGCUGAGGAAGUGGCUAUUUCAUUAUCAGAGCUCAACUUGGGUUCACUUGAAAGCAAAAUUCCUCAGAUUGCUGUUACCAUGGCAUUAGAGAGGAAGGCAGAUCAGCGUGAGCUGACUUCCAGACUUAUUUCUGAUCUCUAUGGUGAAAUUAUUUCAGCCCCUAGCAUGGGGAAAGGAUUUCAUAAGUUACUAGAGAAUCUUGAAGAUUUGUGUUUGGAUACUCCUGAUGCAGCAGAGGUUCUUGGUUGUUUUAUUGCACGUGCUAUUGCCGACGACUGCUUACCUCCUGCUUAUGUCUCUAACCAUAACAGUGGCUCUGAUAAAACAAAGAUCGCUCUAAGUCGUGCUAAAGUUUUACUGAAAAUGAAACACGGUAUGGUACGCUUGGAUGCAGUUUGGGGUUGCGGUGGUGGCAGACGACCAGUAAAGGUGCUGAUAAACAAGAUGAAUCUGUUGCUGCAAGAGUAUCUUUCAUCAGAUGAUGUUCAAGAGGCAGAGCGUUGCCUGCUUGAUCUUGAAGUUCCACAUUUUCAUCAUGAGUUAGUGUUUGAAGCCGUCGUAAUGGCACUGGAAGACGGCUCUGAUCGCUGCUCUGAGAGGAUGGUAAAAUUACUAAAAUACCUAUCAGACAGCAACAUCCUCAACCCAGAUCAAAUGAAAAAUGGUUAUCUGAGAGUGUUUGAUACUAUGGCUGAUAUCAGCAUUGAUGUUCCGAAUGCACAUGUUGUGUUGGAAAAAUUUGUGUCUCGUUGCUUUGAUGCUGGCUUCAUGUCUAGAGCUGUAAAGGAGAAAGUUUCUGCCAGAGGAAGAAAGAGGUUUGUCAGUGAGGGUGACUCUCUGUCUGGACCCAAGGAGCCCGUGCUGAAGAUAGGUAGCGUAUCAUAGGCAGUUUUUGCUGCCUGGAACUUGGGAACUAAUUGAACACUGAAUUAUAUGUUGCUGCCAAACACGAGCUUGCGUUGUCAUAGAUGAUGAGUUGACAUUGUAAAGCUGGAAGGCUUUCAACCUAUUGUAGUGAACACGACAUUGUAUUCAGAAA
Corticium candelabrum is the source of this 1605-nucleotide messenger RNA. Its product is annotated as programmed cell death protein 4-like. The coding region runs from base 117 to 1451 and encodes 444 amino acids. Gene Ontology annotation, cellular component: nucleus; cytosol. Lineage: Eukaryota; Metazoa; Porifera; Homoscleromorpha; Homosclerophorida; Plakinidae. The transcript has 12 exons. The record is from RefSeq and is a predicted model, not a curated record. Gene Ontology annotation, biological process: negative regulation of DNA-templated transcription.